AUGAAUAUGUUGGAUGAUGAAGAUGACCAAAGCUUUCACGCUACGCGUGACGGCUACUCCCAUUUGAGCGAUGUCGAAUGGGAUGCGGUUGAACGAAUGGGUUCGACCAUGGGCAUCCAUGCUGUUAGCGUCAUGCUAGAGGCUCUCAAUAGAGAUGCCCAACAUGCUACUAUCGCCAAGUUCAUUCAAAAUGAACUUGACGCAGAACGCGAGAAAGUAGCCUUGCUUCACCAACAAGGUUCUCAACAAGCAGAGUUGUUGAGAGAACAGGGUGCUCAACAGUUUGAACUGUUGAGACAGCAGCAGGCUGCUGCUGGUGGGUCGAUGCAUUCGCGUCGACCCGAAACCUUGAAGAUUGACAUCUUCAAGUAUAGGGGAGUCGAAGGGGACUCCCUCUUGAGAUGGUUCGUCGAAUUGGAUGACGCCAUAUAG
Peronospora matthiolae is the source of this 432-nucleotide messenger RNA. Lineage: Eukaryota; Oomycota; Peronosporomycetes; Peronosporales; Peronosporaceae. The record is from the annotation of a GenBank genome assembly.